This is a messenger RNA of Dicrocoelium dendriticum, 2894 nucleotides long. The record is from the annotation of a GenBank genome assembly. NCBI's taxonomy places the organism in Eukaryota, Metazoa, Platyhelminthes, Trematoda, Plagiorchiida, Dicrocoeliidae.
AAUCGCAGCCAACGAACACUGUACAACGACUGAGGACCCUGGCUGUAUUUAUAGGUCUCUGCUGACCUUCGACUUCUAGAAUUGGAAGAUCAGCUGCCAAGCUAUAGUAUCUUCAGAAAGAAUGGAUACCUUUUUACACUCGACCAAACUACGGAUGCGCGAAGCAGAGAAUAGUCGUUGGCUUGUGAUUAGCGGAAAUGAAGCUUGUGAUUUGGAUAGCACGAGUUGUGCGUUAGCAUACGCAUACUUCAAGCAACAGCAACUCGGUUCUGAUGUUACUGUCAUUCCCUUAUGCUAUGUUAAUCGGGAAGAUAUGCCUCUACGAACUGAAAUCAUUUACUGGCUAGGUCAAUGUAACGUUAAUUGGGAAGACCUUAUAUUCGCGGACGACUUAUUCGGGGGAGAUUUUGGUUUCAGACCUAAAGCUUGCGUAGAUCUAAUCCUUGUCGAUCACCACAUUCCCACUGGAAAACUGGCUGAGAUGGGAUGGCGCAUAAAGGAAGUGAUCGAUCACCAUGAAAUCACUGUAGACAAAGAGUCAAUUGGCCUUUGUGAGAUGGUGCGCAUUCAACGUGUUGGAUCCUGCGCCAGUCUCGUGGCUUCACAAAUCCUAUCGAAUUCGAUGGGAGAAGCUCUUCCAUUUAAUGUUUGGAAGAUUUUAUAUGGUGCAAUUCUUUUGGAUACUGUCGGCUUGUCACGAAUUGGAGAAAGCCUCGGUCGACUAACGGAUGUCGACCUGAGGAUGGGCAGUCGGAUUGAAGAUAUGAUCGGUGACAAAUUGUUCUGUGGAACAAUUACGCGCCACUCAUUGUUUACUGGUUUGGAGAAGGCAAAAUUUAAUGUGAAAGGACUUUCCUCCUGGGACUUACUCCGACGAGAUGCAAAAUUGGUGACGAGCGAUCAGCGUGAUGGUCACUCUUUCCUUUGUUCCACGGUUUCAGGGCUCGAUUACACUUUUCUACUUCAGUGCCAGGAUUUUGUAGAUGCAGCGACUCGCAUUUGCUCUGUCUAUCACUGCUCAUUACUCAUUGGUAUUACCGUGGAUUUUGCGCAUUGUCGUCCACCAUCUUCAAACGCUUCGGACGUGCAGGCAGAACGAGGUGACUUGCGUAAGGGUCUGUUUAUCUACACGCCUUCGAACCAACAGGAACUGUGUGAUCAGUUGCGCGAUUUUCUAUGUUUGCCAACGAGCGGCCUCGAUUUGUGCCCCGAAGAUAAUCUGAUCCAAUUCCCCCCAUCAGUUCCAUUCGUCGGGGUGAUCCGAAAUCCGAAAGCGACACGUAAGGCCGUUGUUCCCCUAUUGCAAACGUUCAUUCGUCGCCAUCACUCUGGCUGCAUGGAAGAGUUCGACACCAGUGCCGCAUCAACCGGAGCAGAUGAUCAUGGUUCUACAACACUGAAUGCCGUUCUACGGGGGCCCAAUCCUCCGUUCAUGGACCGAAGAUUGGCAAAUGUCAGGCUGUGGUUAAAAUCACUCACACCAAGUGAGCGUAUGAAGGUAGUUCGGCACUGUUUACUUCAACUUCAAUGCAACGACGAUGAAACAGCUUUCCAAGCCCCAGGUAUUUUGUCCGCCAACAUCCUGGCGAAUAUCACCGACAAACUCAGUAGAAUGAUGCCGAAGGACGUCCGUGCAGAGAUGGCUUCUUCCGAAAGCCACCAGCUGAAAUCCAUCACAGUGGAUCAGGAGGUACCUAAGCAGCUUGGAGAUAUCCGCACUCCAAUCUCCAAAGGUCGGCGGUCGACUGUACCCACAGCAAGCGAUUUUACAUUUUUUCAUGGUCCGUGUGCAGAACGACAGAAGGCAUCACUUGACCUCUCUCCAGAUGAUGUUGCCUGUGCUCUUUCGCAUGUGGGAAACAAAAAUCCUGCAUGGUUGGAGACGGAGUAUCUCACUCGUCUGUCCUCGCGAUUACCCGGACAUAUUAUUUCGAACACUUCAUCGGAUGCCAUUGAAGGAGCCAGCUUUCGUUUGUAUCGCCGGCUCUCUUCUUUCCCAAAUUUUCAUAAAACGAAGACUCUCAGCUGGACCAUGGGUACAUCCCAGUCGGUUGAUGAGGCUGAGCCCGCAAUUGAUGAAACCGAAUUGGCUCUUCUUCGUGCGUCCUAUUGCAUGGAACCUCACUCAAGCAUUACCAGGGAGCCGUCGAUAUUUCGCGAGCUACUAAUGGAUGAGCGGUCUCGUAUACCACAACAUGGUAGUACUCCAGACCGGGUUCCAGUAUUUUCCAUGGCGUAUGACGCACAGCUGCUCUUUAACACAACAAACCCUGACGGCUAUUCUCCUACUCCAACUGAGUGCGUGAACCAAGACGCCAGGCCAGUUGACCCCGCUGCCCUCGCUCUGUAAUCUGUACAACAGCAAGCCGAUCGGCUACAACACAUGAUCACUUUUUUUCUUCCCGUUGAUAGACCAAUCUGUUUGACCAACAACUGACACGCGUUAGGCGUCGUCCCAAUGUAUCAUCUAUACCGUUAUACUGCUGUGGCCGGUCUAUACUUUGAAUACCUCUACACCCUUCAAUACUACACUGCCUAUGCAGCACCUAUCUAUGUUUACAUUUCGUGUCAUCUCAAUUACUUGUUUAUUCACAAAGCCUUGACGUCUUCAAUCAUGCGUCCAAUUGUGAUACCACAUGCAAUCAUCCUCUUUGAUUUGUCUUUUUUAUUUUCUGAGAUAUCAGGACUCUGUAAUUUUGCCACGUAUAACCAAGGACCACGCUUGCAUACAGCACUUGUGCAAACACUGGCUGUGUAACAUACUAUCGAUUACUUUUCAUCAAUGUGUUUCCCUUCCGUGCUCACCACUCGUUCUUCACCAUCUGUUCAGUUCGGUCCUGGCUUUCUCCCUCCUUGCUUUCGAAAUACAUCCCCUUAAAUUGCUUUUUCUGAUG